CCGCCGCCAGCCUCAGCCCCAGCUCGGUCCGGCUGCGCCGCCGCCGCCGCGGAGAAGAUGGCGGAUCGGGCGGAGAUGUUCUCGCUCUCCACCUUCCACUCGCUCUCCCCGCCCGGCUGCAGGGCCCCUCAGGACAUCAGCCUGGAGGAGUUCGAUGACGAGGAUUUGUCUGAAAUCACGGAUGACUGUGGCAUCGGCCUGAACUAUGACUCAGACCACUAUGAGAAGGACUGCCUGGUGCUGGAGAGAUGCGAGCAGCCCCACCCCACCUGCACCUUCCAGGAUGAUUUCCAGGAGUUCGAGAUGAUUGAUGACAACGAAGAGGAGGAGGAGGAAGAGGAGGAGGAGGAGGAGGUGGAAGGGAAUGGGUUGGAGGAAGCUCCCCCCUCCCCCUCGGCAUCUCCGAUACCUUCACCCACCACCGAGGAGACCCAGAAGCAUCGCCCCACCACACUCAACCUGACCGUGACGGGCACACAGGACUCGCUGAAUAACAACAGCGGCUGCAACCCAGCACCUCCUCUGCCGCGAGCCACCUGGCAAGAGACGCUGCUCCACUCCACGACCACUUCCUCCUCCUCCUCCGCCGCUGCCCCCCAUGCUGAGCGAUCAUCUCCCUCGCAUCCAUGUCUCCAGGAUGGGCUCCGCUUGGACACUCAGAACAGCAAGGACCCAGCGCCCGCUCCAGCUCCUUGCAAGCCCUCUCCUUACGGCGCAGAAGGCAACGGACAAGAGUUGCAGGAGGACCGGCCUGCCCUACGAGCUGGGGAGGAUUACAACAUGAAUAUCGUCUCUUCUGCGCCCAAUUUGCGGCCUGCUUCGGCUGCCUCUGACCCGGCAUCCGCUGAGCCACCGCCUGGUGCUCCCAAAGGCACAGAGCCCCAGCCCCCCAACAGCAGCCCCCACAGGUCGCCUGCCACGGAGAGCUACUGUGCCAGGUUUCAGAGGGAUGCGGUGGCGUGCAGGGAGAAAGAGAAGGGAGCCGGAAGCCGCCCCGUUUGCUCUGCUGGAGGACAAGCUGGGCGCCCUUCCUCUGUCUCCCCGAUUGACCAGGCCAGCAGUCCGCUCUCUGAGGAUGAGCCGGCAGAGGGCCACAGAGAGGCGGGAUCUGGGGGACGCCACCCUGUGGGGGUCUACGGAAGCCCCACAAGGGCCGCCAGGGGGCUGCUAAGCUCCGAUGGAGAGGGCAGCCAUGGGAGCCGAGUGCCCAGUGGGCAAGGGCUGCCGUCGGCCUCCUCGGACACCACGUCUCCCUCGUCGGACCCAGGCAUCGAGGCCGAUCUCACCAGCCGCAACUCCAAGGGCUUCCCGCCGUGCGGCCGGCACGGCGAGGACCUCAGCUCGCCUGGAUCCGACUCAGACGUGGAGGGCGAAAUCGAAGCCGCCUUUGCUUGCAGCGGCCACCGCCUGGCCAGUCACAUGAUCUCCAGCAUCUCCGAAACGGAGCUGGACCUGAGCAGCGACAGCAGCAGCGGCCGCUCCUCCCACCUCACCAACUCCAUCGAGGAGGCCAGCUCCCCGGGCUCCGAGGCCGACCUGGAGGCCGACCUGGAGGCCCAGGGGGUGAUGGGCCUGAAGGACGCCCUUCUGCUGGACCCAGGCAAGGAGGAGGAAGAGCUGGAGCUGCCCCCAGAGGAGAGCCUGGUGCGGAGGGAGAGCCUGGCGGCAGCGCUCAAGAUGGAGGAGUUCUACGAGGACCCCUCAGCCCCCAUUGACCAGACAGACGUGUCCCUCUCGGGCCACCUGGAGCUGGAGAUCAACCCUGACCACAGCCUGGAGAGCCUGCGCCGCUCCUUCUACUUGCCGGUGGGGCCGAAGCUGAUGCCCGAGGGUGGCGACGAUGAUGACGACGACGACGAAGGGAACAGCGAAUACGAUUCGGAGUCCGACUCGGAGUCGGAGCCGGACCUGAGCGAGGACUCUGACUCCCCGUGGCUCCUCAGCAACCUGGUGAACAAGAUGAUCUCGGAGGGCUCCUAUCCCAUCAAGUGCGCUGACGAGUGCUUCCCUGCCGCCCACUCCCUUUCAGACACCCUUUCUCCCGCCUCCGACCUGGAGCCGGAGAUCCCCAGCGAGGCCCUGACCGACACCCAGCCCUGCUCCCAGCAAAGCAUUGAGCUGGUGGACAUGGAGACGCUCCGCUGCUCUCUGCAGGGCACCGAGGAGGAGAAGCCCACGGAGGCCAAGCCCAGGGUGGAGGUGGCGCCUCCGGCGGGGGACGUGGGGCCCUACCUGUUCCUGAGCAACUCGACCAACGACACCAUCACCCCCGUCUUCCCAGGGCGGCCACGCUCUGGCUGCUGCAACGGCAUCACUGCCCCCAAAAGCUUGCCACCCAGGGAGCCCCCCGGCAAGGCUGAGCCCCCCACGGUGCUGGAGGACUGUGUGAUUGACAGGGACCUGGACUCGGGCAUCUUGGAGGACAAUGACAUGAUUGACGACAUCCGGUUAGAGCCCCACGGGGGGCUGGACGUCUCCACCGCCAAGACCAACCGUUGCUUCAGCCUGGCCUAUUCCCCCGAGGAGGAUGAGGCCCCCUGCCUGGGCAGCCUGAAGGGCUCCCCGUUUUCGGAAGAGCUGCCGCUGCCCCCUCCUUCAGUGGUGCUGGACGACUCCUUGGCCUACGACUCCAUCAAGUACACCCUGGUUGUGGAUGAGAACACGCAGCUGGAGCUGGUGAGCCUCAAGCGCUGCACCUCGGUGCUGAGUGACGACAGCGAGCUGCUGCGUGCCUGUGACGCCCCCGACCUGGAGGAUGUGGCCAGUGACUUUGGGGAGGGUCUGGGGGCAGCGGAUGGACGCAGCUCCUCCUCCGAGGACUCCUCCCCCGAGGCCGACCUCCACUUCUCCAAGAAAUUCCUCAAUGUCUUUGUCAACAGUACGUCGCGCUCCUCCAGUACAGAGUCCUUUGGUCUGUUCUCUUGCACGGUGAACGGGGAGGAGAGGGAACAGACGCACCGAGCGGUCUUCAGGUUCAUCCCUCGCCAUGAAGAUGAGCUGGAGCUUGAUGUGGAUGACCCGAUCCUUGUGGAGCUGGAGGAAGAUGACUACUGGUACCGGGGUUACAACAUGCGCACCGGGGAGCGCGGGAUCUUCCCAGCCUUCUAUGCCCAUGAGGUAGUGAGCCAGGCAAAGGAAGUGACAGGCCUGAAGCGGAACCCGUGCUGGAUGGAGCGUUUCAAUGUUCAGUUCUUGGGCUCUGUGGAGGUUCCUUACCACCAGGGCAACGGCAUCUUGUGUGCGGCCAUGCAGAAGAUUGCUACCACUCGUAAGUUAACGGUGCACCUGCGGCCUCCGGCCACCUGUGACCUGGAGAUCAGCCUGCAGGGCAUCAAGCUCAACUUGACCGUGAAUGAGUACAGCCGGGACGAAGAGUUUGAGCGCUGCAGCCAUUUCUUCCAGAUGAAGAACAUCUCCUUCUGUGGAUGUCAUCCCCGCAACAGCUGCUACUUCGGCUUCAUCACCAAGCACCCUGUGCUGAGUCGCUUCGCCUGCCACGUCUUUGUCUCCCAGGAGUCCAUGCGGCCCGUUGCGGAAUGUGUCGGCCGCGCCUUUCAGGAAUACUACCAAGAGCACCUGGAGUUCGCUUGCCCCACAGAGGACAUUUACCUGGAGUAGGAAGCGACCCGCCACGCCUCCUGCUUCCGCGCCCCAUCCAGAGACUCUGACCCGGCGCCCCAGGACCCCGUGCUCUGCCAGGCUGGCCACAACCCACGCUGCCACAUUUUCACCCCCGCCCUCUGCAGCAGAGGGU
Elgaria multicarinata webbii is the source of this 3754-nucleotide messenger RNA. RefSeq names its product mitogen-activated protein kinase 8 interacting protein 2 (gene MAPK8IP2). The coding region runs from base 58 to 3618 and encodes 1186 amino acids. Gene Ontology annotation, biological process: regulation of JNK cascade; JNK cascade. NCBI's taxonomy places the organism in Eukaryota, Metazoa, Chordata, Lepidosauria, Squamata, Anguidae. Gene Ontology annotation, cellular component: cytoplasm. Gene Ontology annotation, molecular function: MAP kinase scaffold activity; JUN kinase binding. The record is from RefSeq and is a predicted model, not a curated record. The transcript is spliced from 12 exons.